Molecule: messenger RNA, 2224 nt
Organism: Punica granatum (pomegranate)
Lineage: Eukaryota; Viridiplantae; Streptophyta; Magnoliopsida; Myrtales; Lythraceae
Source: RefSeq, a predicted model, not a curated record
AUGACUCCGAACUCAGUCGUGCUGACAAUUCAGAAGCCCAACAACUUCUCCCUGGUGGAGAUCAGUGGCCCUGACUCGACCCUCUUGCUCGAGCCGAAGAAGGCCGCUAGCCCCAAGCAGUUCACAUGGCUCCUCUUCCUCAGAGCCUACAGGGCUCUCACCUGUGUUUCGUGGCUCGCCACGGCCUCGAGGGCUGUCCUCCGCUCGAUACGGAAGAGAAUCGCCCAGUCCGAUCUCAAUGAGGAAGAGCCCCAAGGCAGGGCUGGGUCCAAGCUGUACAAAUUCAUCAAGGUCUUCCUCUUCAUUGCAAUCUUUGGGUUGGUGUUAGAAGUCAUUGCCCAUUUCAGGAAAUGGAACCUCUACAUGAUUCAGCCUUCCGAGGUCGAGGGCCUCCUGCAUUCGUCCUACAUGGCCUGGCUCUCUUUCCGGGCCGAUUACAUCUCUCCAUUGGUGAUGAGGCUUUCGGAAUUCUGCGUCGUGUUGUUCUUGAUACAGUCCCUCGAUAGGCUAGUCCUCUGUUUGGGAUGUUUCUACAUCAAAUACAAGAAGGUGAAGCCUGUGAUUGCCGACGAUGGUGGUCUCGACCUCGAGGACCUGACGAGCUUUCCUAUGGUUCUUGUUCAGAUACCAAUGUGCAAUGAGAGAGAGGUGUAUGCACAGUCAAUUGCAGCAGCGUGUGAGCUUGACUGGCCAAAGGAUCGCAUCUUGAUCCAAGUUCUAGAUGAUUCUGAUGAUGGAAAUUUGCAGCAGCUCAUCAAGGAGGAAGUGUUCUCAUGGCGCCAGAUGGGGGUCAACAUAAUCUACAGGCAUCGGUUGAUCAGAACGGGAUACAAAGCGGGCAAUCUCAAAUCUGCCAUGUCUUGUGACUAUGUGAAAGAUUAUGAAUUCGUGGCAAUCUUCGAUGCAGAUUUCCAGCCCAAUCCCGACUUUCUAAAACUCACUGUUCCUCACUUCAAGGGCAAUCCUGAUGUGGGCUUGGUCCAAGCUCGGUGGUCGUUCGUUAACAAAGAUGAGAAUUUGCUCACGAGGCUGCAGAACAUCAACCUCUGCUUUCACUUUGAGGUGGAGCAGCAGGUUAAUGGUGUUUUCCUAAACUUCUUUGGGUUCAAUGGCACAGCUGGUGUUUGGAGGAUCAAGGCGCUGGAGGAAUCGGGAGGGUGGCUGGAGAGGACCACGGUCGAGGACAUGGAUAUUGCUGUCCGCGCUCACUUGAAUGGGUGGAAGUUUGUGUUUCUCAAUGAUGUUCGCGUCCUCUGUGAACUGCCCGAAUCCUAUGAGGCAUACAAGAAGCAGCAGCACCGCUGGCACUCGGGUCCCAUGCAGCUCUUCCGACUGUGCCUUCCCGAUAUCAUAACUUCAAAGAUAUCAGCGUGGAAGAAGGCCAACAUGAUCUUCCUCUUCUUUCUGCUGAGAAAACUGAUCCUGCCGUUCUAUUCGUUCACCCUGUUCUGCAUCAUACUCCCGUUAACAAUGUUUAUUCCCGAGGCCGAACUGCCCAUCUGGGUGAUCUGUUACGUGCCUAUCUUCAUGUCAUUCCUAAAUAUUCUUCCGGCCCUGAAAUCCGUUCCUUUCUUGGUCCCUUACCUUCUGUUCGAGAACACAAUGUCAGUAACCAAAUUCAAUGCCAUGAUUUCGGGACUAUUCCAGCUCGGGAGUGCUUAUGAGUGGGUGGUCACAAAGAAAACCGGCCGGUCAUCGGAAUCCGACCUGUUAGCUUUUGCUGAGCGGGAGCAGAAGGCCUCGAACGAGGACAAAAUCUCCAGAAGGCACUCGGAGUCGGGAUUAGAAUUAUUCAGCAAGCUGAAGGAGACAGACUCCUCUCCCGCAAAGAAGCGGAACAGGAUCUACAGGAAGGAGCUUGCCUUAGCUUUUCUCCUCCUCACGGCUUCAGCAAGGAGCCUCUUAUCGGCCCAUGGCGUCCACUUCUAUUUCUUGCUGUUCCAAGGCCUGUCUUUCCUAGUGAUGGGCUUGGACUUGAUCGGCGAGCAGCAUAACUGAAGAAGACGUAUGCUUCUCGGUAUUCUGGGGGUUCCUGGACUAAUUAUUUUACAUAUUUUGUAAUGUAACAAUUUGCUUUUGGGAGCAUAGCAGAAAGAUAACAGUUUAUAAUUGGAUUUGUUGUAGUAGGAUCACAUAAUAAUGUCAGUUUUGUUUGAAACAGCAAGAGUUAUAUCAAUGUAAAAACAAGAAAGAAUCGAAGAUAUCGUUUUUAUACUCUUUUUCA